This is a messenger RNA of Coregonus clupeaformis (lake whitefish), 3319 nucleotides long. It is a transcript of the gene ddx43, whose product is annotated as DEAD (Asp-Glu-Ala-Asp) box polypeptide 43. The coding region runs from base 241 to 2427 and encodes 728 amino acids. The record is from RefSeq and is a predicted model, not a curated record. The transcript has 16 exons. Lineage: Eukaryota; Metazoa; Chordata; Actinopteri; Salmoniformes; Salmonidae. Gene Ontology annotation, molecular function: ATP binding; RNA binding; RNA helicase activity.
UUCCCACUUGUUUAUGAACGCUGCAUAAGCUCCUUCAGGGAGGAAGACAAAAACACACAAAAAAACUAUCCUCCUAAAAAUAUUUAAUCGAUUUUCAUCCACAAUACUCCCCACUGAACUACAAACAGCUGUAUGUGUGAAAAAUAAAAAGGUCACGAAACCGGAUGUUAGGGAACACCAUUGGCAUCAGGUGAGAUGCUAUCAAAUUAGCUAGCCAGUUAACGUUCACUCUCGUUUGUAAUGUCGGACUGGGAGGAGGAAGACGACGGACCCACAGAUUGGAAGUCUUCGUGGAAAGGGAGUGCGAUGGAAAAUGUGUGUUUUGGGGUGAAAAAUGCCGGUGGUUUCAGAGCGCCACGUGGGAGAGGGGAUCACAACGGUUCGCAUUGUCAAAGUUGGAGGGACAGCAAUGGUGGCAAGGACCGCGUGUUCUCCCGAAGUGGAGAUCGUGAUGUCUGUAGAGGUGGGCGCGGAGGCCGUGUCAGUGGCGCAGACUGGUCGGCUUCAACGCCGCCGGUCACUUUCACUGUGGAAAAUACCUCAAUUGGAAGGGUUAUAGGUCGCGGAGGAGCUACAAUACGUGAACUUGAAGAAACCAGUGGUGCACGAAUCAAGAUCAACAAGGGGGACUAUGAGGGUGAGGUGCAAAUCUUCGGGAGCAGCAAGGUGCAGCAGAAGGCCCGAGAGAUGAUCGAGGAGUUGGUGGCCGGAGACAAUGGCCUUUGGGGAUUCCGCAGAGGACCUGGGCGAGAUGGUGGAUUUGGGGGUAGAGGUGGAGGAUUUGGGGGUGGGGGGUCUGGUGGCGGAGGCAGGAGCGGCUCCAUCUGGUCAGCUGCAGCCCUGCAGGCGUCUGUGGAUGAAAGUCCUCCACAGGCCAUCGACUGGGUCUCCAUGAGGGAGAACCGGCACAAAUACGAGGAGAUGAAGUGGCAGGAUCUCCCACCUCUGAAGAAGGAUUUCUACUUUGAGUCAGAGAUUGUAGCCAGUCGGUGUGAAGAGGAAGUGAGGGCAUGGAGGAAAGCGAAUAACGAUAUCUUUGUGGACGACCUAAAGGAGGGAGAAGGGGAGAAACGUCCCUUUCCCAACCCUGUGGCCACGUUCAACGAAGCCUUCUUGCACUAUCCUGGGAUCAUGGAGAAUAUUGUCAGAGUCGGCUUCGCCAAGCCAACUCCUAUCCAGUCUCAAGCCUGGCCCAUGUUGCUGAAAGGAGAUGACCUGAUUGCGAUCGCCCAGACAGGCACAGGGAAGACACUGGCCUACCUCCUACCUGGCUUUAUUCACAUGGAUGGCCAGCCUGUAAAAGUGGGUAAGCGGGACGGCCCUGGUAUGCUGGUUCUCACUCCCACUAGAGAGCUGGCUCUGCAGAUUGAGUCAGAGUGCAACAAGUACAGCUACAAGGGCUUCAAAUGGGGAGAUGUCUGCAUGUGGAGCCUCCUCUGUGUUGUGUCUUUGUGUAGUGUGUGUGUCUACGGAGGUGGAGACCGCAGGGCCCAGAUCAAAGCAAUCUCAGUUGGAGUAGACAUUGUGAUCGCUACGCCUGGCCGGCUUAACGACCUGCAGAAGAACGAGCUGAUCAACCUGCGUUCCAUCACCUACCUGGUGCUGGAUGAGGCAGACCGGAUGCUUGACAUGGGCUUUGAGCCUCAAAUCAUGAAGAUUCUUUUGGACGUCCGUCCGGACAGACAGACUAUGAUGACCAGUGCCACCUGGCCCACGGGAGUGAGGCGAUUGGCCAAGACGUACCUGAAGAACCCUAUGAUGGUGUACGUGGGAACUCUGGACCUGGCUGCUGUGAACACAGUACAGCAGACUGUUCUCUUUUGUCAGGACGAGGAGAAGAAGGCCUAUCUCUUUAACUUCGUCCACAACAUGGAGCCUGAGGACAAAGUGCUCAUCUUCGUAGGCAAGAAGAUAAUGUGUGACGACCUGUCCAGUGACAUGUGUCUGCGUGGCCUGGCAGUACAGAGUCUUCAUGGGGACCGGGAACAGUGUGACCGCGAGGAGGCUCUCAAGGACUUCAAAGAAAGUGUUGUCCGUAUCCUAGUGGCCACUGACCUGGCCUCCCGAGGGCUGGACGUCACAGACAUUACACACGUAUUCAACUUUGACUUCCCAAUCAACAUUGAAGAGUAUGUGCAUCGCGUGGGCCGCACGGGCCGAGCAGGACGCUCUGGGGCCUCUAUCACCUUGGUAACGAGAGGAGACUGGAGGAAGGCUGCUGACCUGAUCCCCAUCCUGGAGAGGGCUGGACAGGAGGUACCUGAUGAGCUGGUGCUCAUGGCGGAGCGAUACGAGAAGCACAAGCGAGAGAAGGAGAUGUGCGGCCCCGGAGGAGGAGGAGGGGGAAGAGGCGGUGGGGGAAGAGGGGGAGGAGGCGGUGGGGGAAGAGGAAUAAGAGACAGAGGAGAGUCUAACUGGAGGUUCUAACCCAUUACAGUUACACAGAUUAAGCGUUUAAACAUUAAACAUUUAUGUGUGAAGAGAAGUGCUGUGGUGUCAACAAUAUCACAUUUUAUUGGUCACAUACACAUGUUUAGCAGUCCUUUGGGUUCACAGAUGAGGCAUCUUUGCUAUUAUGUAUUCCCUUCUAUUGAAAAGUAGGAUAUUUGGCACAUACACAAUGCAAUUUAUUGAUAUUCAGCUGAAAACGCCACUGCCCUCAGGCCUUAAAUUCCAAUGCAUGGCUAUUAACAAAGAAACCACUUUUUGUGCUAAAAGCUGAACAGAAAUACAAAUAUUGUGUAAAACAGAGAACACUCAGUGCGUUCACAUCACACACACAUUUUCUCUGUUAGACAGUUGGAGUCCGAGAAUAUGAACGUGUGGUCACACCAAUUAUAGCUGGGGGUUCCUAGCAUGCACCUGGACCAACUGUCAGUCAUUUUCUAUUUCUUUGGUUUGGCCAAGAUGCUCACAAAGGUUGGUAAAUACUCUGCAAGGAAUAGAUGGUGUUGACAUACUUAGCAGGAAGAUUUCUUGAAUGUUAUUAUUUUUAAAGGGUUAAAAAUCUUCACUGACAGCUCAUGUUUGCCCCAAAAGUCUAAUCUCCCUUUGCCAAUUGUCGAAUCUGUAUUUCUUCAUUUUUCAGAAGAGGAAGAAGCAACUUGCAACUUCAGUUCUGGAACCUCCAGCGUUGAGCCUUUUUUGUGUGUUACACAUUUUUGUUUUUGUAUUGAAUAAUUCAUAGUGUUGUACAGACUUUGUUUAAAUUACCUUUUAUAAUUUGUUGGAGAAGAGCAGUUGGUGCUCACUCAAUGUAUCAUCUCUGAGAAGACUCAAAACUGUUCAAGUAAGAUCUGAAUUAAAUCUCAACUUCUGA